AUGGCGGCUCAGGUCGUCCUGGCACUGGGUGGAGGGACUGAAAGGGGGGUGGACGUGGCGGAUCCUGGGGAGGAAACUCCCAUAACCAAGAGCACAGAGGCGGAGGAGACCCACAGGGCCCACCAUUUCGUGUUGAUCGAGUCUUUCUUCCCAUCAGUUCGGAACAGAGGAGAGACAGAUGUGUUCCGAGCCUGGGAUGGGUAUGUGGAGCCUUUUGUAGAUGGAAGUUUAUCUAGGGAGAGUGGCCACUGUCCCACCCACACCAGGGGGCUCUGGAGCCAUCGGCAGGAACAAUGGCCUUUAGGAUUGGCGGUGCGGAUUCGUGAGGGGAACGGAAGCCUCCUGCCCCGAGGUCCCCGCACAGCGAUCUGCAAACACAUCAAAGAACACACACUGGAGCACAACCCUCUAGAUGUAAGCAAUGUGGGCAAUGCUAUGGGUUUAAACAAUGUGAUAAAGUUGUCACUUGUUCCACCGAUCUUUAUAGUCAUAUUAGAACUUACACUGGAGAUGUAUCUUAAGCAGGACAUUCUCAUUUCUCCCAAGAGUCUAUUUGAUUCCUCUGAGACCCCCAGACCAAGUGCACUGCAGUACGCAAGGCCUACGGCUCGGAGGUCUGAAGAAACCAGCCAAAAUCAAACAGCUGCAGCAAAUCAACUACGGCAAGAAUACCAGCAGAAUUGUCCUGCAAGUGGACCUGCACAAUCUAACACAAAGAAGAAAACUGUCAAGGGCCAUCAUCCCAAGAGAAACACCACUGGGUAUGGUCAAUCAACUAAGCGUAGAGCCAAAGGGCACGCCUCCCCUGAGGCUGCCCUGCCUUCGUGCAGCUCGAGAGCUUCCUGGGUGGAGAGUGUCAUAGCUCCCAAUAGCAUCGAGGAUCUGAGGAGGCACUACCAAUCCCUCAUGCUUACCCUGCACUGCAGCAAGUUACAAAACCAACAGCUCUCCAGUGAGAUCCACCAACUGAAGGCGGAAAAGAAACUCCUGCAGCAUCGACAACAAAAAGAGAAUUGGAGGAGAGCCCAAGAGAAAGAAGCAAUGCAAAAAGAACUGGAAGCCCACAAGGUAACGAUACAGAUGUUGGUUGAAGAAGAACGCAAUUUACACUGUGCCCUGGCCCGCAUGCAGCAAGUGUUUAAUGAGAGAAAAAGGGAGCAGGAAGGGGUCACCAGCCGCCGGCAGGCUGCACCGCAGCAAGUUGCAGAGCAAGACAUAGCCUUGAACCAAGUCACCACCCAACAGGAUGACACUCAAAAGAACAAUCCACAGCUCAUCCAAGACCAGAAACAGAGCAGGAGUGGUGAUUUGGAGGAAAUCAACAGCGAAUUGCAAAGAAAGCUGCAAGUCCUCUGCACCCAGAAGCUCAACAUGCAAAACAGAAUUCACAAGCUCCAAAAAGCCGCAGAGGAGCGGGCAGUGCUGAAAAGGCAAGUGGACAACCUGAGAAGGCUGGUGAUGGCCAUGAGGUCAGAAAGGGACAACUUUGCCAUAUACCUGAGGAGGGAGAGGGCCAUGUGCGAGGACAUGAUCCAGCAGCAAUCCCAAGAGAUGAAGCAUCUUAGAGAGGAGAGAGAGAGAGGGCAGAGGCAGGUGUUGGAGCUGGAGGUCAACCUGGAGGAGGUUAGAAAACAACUGGCAGAGCUGCAGGCACCCGCAGGACCAGCUCAGGCUGAGCAACAGCUGCAGGCCCAGGCCUUGCAGAUGCAGGAGGAGGUCAAGGACCUGAAGCAACAGCUUCACUUGCAGGUACAGGAAAACCACAGCCUCCGUCUCCAGAACCUGGAGCAACAGGAGCGGCUGUGUAGACUGGAACAGGCAGCCCAGGAACCCGUUCCUAGGCCUGCCGAGGAUCGGCACAAGACAAAGGACACAGAGAGAUGCACACAUGUGCAAGACGGAGAGAUCGAAGAUCCACUGCUGCAGCUGCAGGAUGCUUUCCACCAGCUGAGCGGUGAGAAGGAGGAGCUCGCCAGCGCGCUGAGCUCAGAACAGCACCUGAAGGAACAGCUGCAGGAGAAGCUGAAGCAGCAAGAGAACAAUCUGCAAAAGUGGAAAGAGGAGGCUGAGAGGGCGAGCUUCUUGGCUCAGGAGGGGCAGAAGCUGCAGGGCCAGUAUCGGAUCCAGCUGCAGAAACUCAGAGACACCUGCGAUCGGCACACAUUCUCCAAUUGGAAGCUGAGGACAGAAAACGAUGCCCUGCAGGAGCAACUGCAGAUGCAGAACCAGCUGCUGGAGCAGCUGAAGCAGGAGCAAGAACAGAGCAAGUUGCUGGCCCAGAUGGAAAGGGAACAGUUACAGGACACUCUCAAGUGUCUAGAAGCAGCAAGGCAAGAGAAGGAGCAACUGCAGGCCCAGCUGAGUGGCCUGGCGUUCCCUCCAGAAGGCCAAGCAUACCAGACCAAGCUGGAUCAAGAGGCCCUCUUACCCAGAGCGAGGACCCACGGCUUGUUUGGGAAGAGGAAGCAGGACACACAGGGGCUCAAGAGGGAGCUGCAACUCUGCUUCAGUCCCGACCUGCCUGACACGGUGGACUUCCAGAGUGGAGUGGAUGACCUGCGACAGCAAUGCAGCCAGCUAUCAGAUCACAUUACCGCCAUCGAAAAGUCCAUUGUGGCCUGCAAAGAGCAGAUGGAAGAUCUGGAGACCCUGCUAAAGGAGAAAGAUGAACAUGUCGACCUGCUGUCCCAGGAGAAGCAGCAGAAGAAGAAGGAGCUGCAGGAGCUGCUGUUGCGUCUUGCAGCUGAAGGCCUGGAGGGCCAGGACAAGAUGCAGGCCGACACCGAGGCCCCUUCUGCUGACACCACUUCAGACUUGGCAGGCCCCAUGAAGACUGAAUGUAGCGAGGAGCACGACGGUCUUGAGGAAAUCCCACUCGAUGAAGACGUGGAACCUUCCACGGCAGGGCCUGCGGUUCAGUGCCCCCUAGAGGACUCCACCACACACGUUGGGGGCUUGGGGAAUGAACGCCCCAUCCCGUUCUGGUCCAGACUUUUGAAUUUUGUUAAGCAAUCAUAG
This is a messenger RNA of Perognathus longimembris pacificus (Pacific pocket mouse), 3018 nucleotides long. RefSeq names its product golgin subfamily A member 2-like. The coding region runs from base 1 to 3018 and encodes 1005 amino acids. Gene Ontology annotation, cellular component: Golgi apparatus; Golgi cisterna membrane; Golgi cis cisterna. The transcript is spliced from 7 exons. NCBI's taxonomy places the organism in Eukaryota, Metazoa, Chordata, Mammalia, Rodentia, Heteromyidae. Gene Ontology annotation, biological process: spindle assembly; Golgi organization. The record is from RefSeq and is a predicted model, not a curated record.